AUGAAAGCCUCGCUACUCUUAUCCCUCCUCCCCAUCGCCCAAGGCGCAGUCAUCGACACCCGUCAAUCAAAGACGGGCGAUGGCAAACAGGGAGAAGGUGAUGCCACACAAGCAGAUCUUAGCCAGCGACCGCCACCGCGCUUCCCCUUCCCCAUCACCAAGUUCCCCGUCGCCAAAGAGACAGUAGUCUUCAAGAACGCCAAGUACAUUUUGCCUGGCGAGGUCUUUGAUGGCAAGAUGAAGCGUUAUGAGCGGCCUGAGGGAAGCUGUAAUGAACAGGCUGAGGGUACUGAUGCCGAUACUGUCUUCAACUUGAUGCCGGGUGCUACCAUUCGAAACGUGAUUAUUGGCAAGCAUCAAGCGGAGGGAAUUCAUGCUCUCGGUGAUGCGUGGGUAGAGAACGUUUGGUGGGAAGAUGUCUGUGAAGAUGCUCUCACAUCCAAGGGCCUCAACACACAAUUGAGAGUCAUCGGAGGUGGAGCCAGAAGUGCCACAGACAAGAUCUUCCAAGAUAACUCUCUGGGUGGCAAGUACAACAUCACCGGCUUUUACGCCGAGGGAUUCGGAACCUUCUACCAGUCCUGCGGAAACUGCCUCAACCAAGCCAAGCGUAACGCAACUAUCCAGAAUGUCAUUGCUGUAGAUGGGUUAAGAAUGGGCAUUAUCAACCCCAACUUUGGCGACGAAUUCCGCCUCAAAAAUGCCCAGAUUGACAAUGUCACCAGCAUUGUGGAUAAGGAAAUCGGAAACAACGUGCAGACUGUUCCGUACUAUGUCGGAAACGGACCAGAUGAGAAGUACGCCCUGUAUAACGAAACUCGGGACAACAUUACGAAAUACAAGGGCAAGGCCGCUGGUGUCUAUGAGCCUGAGGAUCCUUAUGAGUGGCUUGAAGAGUUUUGGCCAGAGGGUUUCAACUAA
Messenger RNA from Fusarium sp. VM40, 921 nucleotides. NCBI's taxonomy places the organism in Eukaryota, Fungi, Ascomycota, Sordariomycetes, Hypocreales, Nectriaceae. The record is from the annotation of a GenBank genome assembly.